Molecule: messenger RNA, 219 nt
Organism: Eruca vesicaria subsp. sativa (arugula)
Lineage: Eukaryota; Viridiplantae; Streptophyta; Magnoliopsida; Brassicales; Brassicaceae
Source: the annotation of a GenBank genome assembly
AUGAGACACAUCUGUCAGUAUGACACCGCCAAGGUGGAAUACUCUUGUCGAGACCUAAUGGAUUUUGUAGAUCCUCAUAAGCGUUCUGAAGAAAAGAAGAAUGAAGACAAGACACACUUUUGCUAUUCUAUUGAUCUUCUUAAAGCCUUUAACCAUGUAGGAGUUAAAGGUAUCGAAAGAGAACAAUCUCGUUCGUUUGAAGUUGACUGCAGAGAAUAA